This is a messenger RNA of Scutellospora calospora, 301 nucleotides long. Lineage: Eukaryota; Fungi; Glomeromycota; Glomeromycetes; Diversisporales; Gigasporaceae. The record is from the annotation of a GenBank genome assembly.
AGUAGAAAUAUGGAACGAUUAUAUUCUUGGUGAAAAAAUUAGAGAUCUUUAUUCUACUGAAUGUGAACGUUGUUCAAUUCCUAUUUUCACUUCGACAAAUUCUGAUAUACUUAUAGCUUCUGAAACUAAACUAAAUAUCGAAAAUAUAGUUAAUCUUACAUUAUAUUGUUUUAGUUUCAGCAAUACGAAUUUCGAUUGUGAACAAAUUAGAUCACAAUCUAAAUUAAUAUCAAUCAAAGGUCAUGGAAAUAUGGACUUUGAAGCAUCGAAUAUAGUUGAUGAGGUCUUAGGAACUGAUUAG